AUGAAAUUCAGUAAGAAGCUGCAGCAGCGGGCGCACCCCAAGUACAGGGAGCACUACAUUGCCUACAAAGAAAUGAAGAAGGCCAUCCGGCUGAUAACAGGGAAAGACACCUCCACGUUCACCAUAAAGGAAGUGACAAACAACUUUGGCAGCAGUCGGGCGCUGAGUGGAGCAGAGUAUCAAUCGGCCGAGUCCAGAUUUCAGAACAUCCUCAAUGGAGAGUUGGAAAAAAUUAAUAACUUCACGAAAAAAAUGAUAAAGGAGUGGUAUGACGAUAUGAAGAUCUGUCUGGAGAUAUUGCAAAAAAGAAGCUCUCUUCUUGACAUGCCUCAAAUUAUGAAGAAACUAAACGGAUUGGCAGAUACAUUGAAGUUUCUUCAGACCUACAGAAUCAUCAAUUUUACUGGGUUCACAAAAAUUACAAAAAAAUUUGAUAAACAUAAUGAUAAGGUGGUCAGUUCAUCCUUCUACAUCACUGUUGUGAUGAAGAGCUUCUUCAUGAACUACGACAUGAACCUACUUCUUUGCAUUUUGUCUCUUUGUUAUAAACACUAUCGGGAGGUUUCAAAGGCGACCUCUUCGAAUGUCAGCACGGGGGACAACCUCGAGGGAGAGUCAACUGAUCAUCGGGUAGUUUCCACGACGCACAGCCUCCUCCCUCCGAGGCCACCAGAGGGGAGCUCCCACGGGGAAAGACACUCCGGGGAAAAACACUCCGGGGAAGUGCACUCUAGGGAAGACCACCCCAGCGAAGUGCACCACCAAAUGACACGUACCUCCACCCUGGAUAGAAAAAAGAGAAACGAAAAAAGUUCCUCCCCAAGUGGAGAAUCCCAUCAGAGUGCCGAUUCCGCUUCACCCAAGGAGAGUGUACCUCCCCAAAUCGAUGGAGAGAAGCCACGAAUCCCCAUCAAGCACACCAAAUAUAUAGUAAAGGCGCAAGACCUAAUCAAUGCCAAAGUGGAAAUCAGUAAAUACUAUACCUUCCAUUACUACGAUUUGAAAGAACAUGAAUUGAUACCCCCGUUCGAAAUCUUCCUUGGAUUAAUUUCCACCUCGAAGGUACAAAACGAGCUUACCACUAUCUAUUUUGAUGACUCUACGUUUAGCAGCUACCACAAGUGUGUCAACCGGAGUGAUCACCAUGGAGGGAGUAACCAUCGGGGGUGUACUCAAUCUGUUCGGUUGCGAUGUUAUCGCUACACAGAUGCAGAGAAAGAAUCCACCAAAACGGUGAUUCAGCAUUUUAAUUUAUUUGAACCCAGCUUUGACCCCAAUGAGAAGUACGUCUUCGCUAAGGACGUGCCCCAGGAGGACCUCAAAAUAGAGUGCGUCAACGAUUUGUACAAUCUGAGGAAGAAGGGAGGUUCCUCCAGUCCGUCCCAUGCUUUAGGGUCUAGCGUCCAUGGUUCACAGUCACUACAAGGUUUAGGGGUUCAGGAUGCAGACUCGCUACCUAUGCACCACUACGAGAGGUGCAUCCGUGACCUUCAGAAUAACAACCUGAUGAGCUGCCUCAAAAGCAAACUGAACAGAAUCCACUUUGGAGAUGACAAUGUUAGUGGCUACAUAGAUGAGAAUAUCUCCUACUGGGUUCACACAGAUAAGGGGGCCAUUCACGGGUGUGAGGAGGUAGACUCUGACGAAGGAGAACACAGUGAGUUGGACGAACCGGGCAAAGUAAGGCAGCAUAACGAUGUACGAAGUGAGGGAAACCACCAUGGGGCAGAGUACAAAACAUACGGCGAAGAAGAAAGCGAAAUCGAAAGCACUAUGAAGGAAAAAAAGAGAAAGUACGCGUACUUCGACUAUGCGGUCAUCGACAUCAACGUGAAGGAAUCCUCCUCCAACAGGGACUUCUCCUUCCAACUCAGCCACCUAGGGGGGGUAGUGAAAGAAAUUUGGGGAUACUCUUCCUACCUGCAAGGCAUCUCCAUGCUUUACCCCCAUCGCAUUUCGACAGCCCCCCACUGGCGCAUCUACACAGACACCCAGGGGGUAAAGGGAAACGCAUCGGACGGGAAGCAGAAGGGGAAGAAGGAGAAGAAGGGAGGACUAGGAGUAGACGUAGAAGUACCGGUAGGUGUAGACAUAGACGUGGGAAGAAGGCAAGGGGAAGCAAAGCAAAGGAAAGCGCAGCAAAAGCAAAAUAGAAAACCCAGCAAUGGUGGCAAAAGUGGGACCCUCCGAGGCAAAGGAAGCAACAAAUCCAUUUUGUUCGAAGAGGACCACGACACAGAUCUCAGCUCGAGUGAAAAUACAAUCGAGUACACAGAAAGGGUGGAGAAGCAUCCUAAUGGAAAAAAAGACGAGCGCAAGGGGCGCAAGAAGGGAAUCACCUACACUGGUGCAUCUGCAAGAAUUGCUCACGAGAGUGAAGUCAUUUUUCGAAACGAGAUCGAAAGGAAUAAGUCCACAUCUUCUCGUCACAUCAAUUUAAACAUAGACAGUACAUGCAGUGGAGACUACUGCACCAAACCGGGGAAUUACAUUCAUGGACCAUACAAUCGAGACAGUAGCAACACCCCCAGGAAGAAGUCUCACCAAAAGGAGAAACAAUGCACCGUCACACACACUCUCGCGGAAGACAACAAUCUGUAUGAACCUCUUCUAGACCCUGUGGAGGAGAUUCCCUCUAAGGGUAAUAAAUCCUCCUCCUGUUGGAUCAUCUCCUUUUUCAAGAAAAUAUUUUUUUGUAAAAACAACGUCGUUGAGAUAAAAAGACCCAAAACUGCAGUCGUCAGAGUUGAACCCAAGACGUUUUUUGCCAAUGAGAGGACCCUACUGCAGUGGCUCAACACAAGUGUCCUCCUCUCAACCAUUUCUAUAACCCUUUUGAAUUUUUCCAAUUCGUAUGGAUUCGCCUCUGGAGUGAUCAUGGCCCCAGUGGCCAUCUUCUUCAUCCUCUACUCCUUCCACAUUUAUCUCAAGAGAGCAGAGGCGCUCAUCAACAAGGAACCAAUCAACUACACAGACAAGGUGGGCCCCGGGGUGCUCGUCAUCACCCUAACCUUCGCCUUGUCUACCGUCGUCCUGCUUAAUAUUUACAGCCGCUUGAAGGGGGAAGUGUGA
Plasmodium inui San Antonio 1 is the source of this 3072-nucleotide messenger RNA. RefSeq lists its product as hypothetical. Lineage: Eukaryota; Apicomplexa; Aconoidasida; Haemosporida; Plasmodiidae. The coding region runs from base 1 to 3072 and encodes 1023 amino acids. The record is from RefSeq and is a predicted model, not a curated record. The transcript has 2 exons.